UCAGCACAUUAAGUUACUAUUAGCGUAUGAACGAUUUUAUCAUGGCCAGCGAAGCGCCGGCAUCAAGUCCAAAAAUCCGGUACCAGUUAGCAGAAACAAUAAAUGCUGAUAAACCAGGAACCAAAAUACACUUGGCCCACCGCACGGAUUGCGAAAUUGCGGUGAAGACAACCCUUCUGGUAGGUAGCAGGGAAAAGGCCCACGCGCUGGCCCAUGCGAUGGAUGCCGAUUUACAGCAUAUUCUGACGUUUGAACAUCCGAAUCUGGUGCGUCAUCUGGCGCAUUGCAGUUCUCUGGAGGACAACCCAAGGGACUUGCCGCAUUACAUAACCAUUAUGGAGUACUGUUCCGGCGGCAAUCUGCACGCGGCAGCUGAGUUCCACAUUCCCGCGCCACUCAUCCAGAAAUGGACACGCCAGAUUGUCGACGGUUUAGUUUAUCUGCACGCCCAGCACAUUGUCCACCGCGAUCUAACGGGCACCAACAUUCUGCUAAACAGUCCGGACUGGGAUGUCUGCCAAAUGAAGAUUGGUCAACUGGAAGCUACGAAAAGUCUUCGCAGCGAUGGAACUGUGGAGAAGGUGGCCGGCGACGACAGAGACAGGUAUGCCUUCUUGUCGCCUGAGAUGAUCCGGUCGGGGAACAGCGGCCGCAAGACCGACAUCUGGAGUUUGGGCUGCGUCGUGCUGCAGAUGAUCAGCGGGUUCCCGCGCUUCGUCAAAGUAGUGGACGGAAAACAAGUGGACUUGAAGAUCGAUCUGGCCAUCACGUAUUACAUCGGCAGCGGUGGGAUGCCGGUAAUACCGCCGCAAUUGCCAGAUGAAUUGCGGGCGUUUGUCGCUUAUUGUCUGAAACGCGAUCCUGUAUUACGGCCGCAGGCUGCCGAACUCUUGCAUACGAGCUUUUUGACCCUGGCUAAUGUGCCGCAAUGGCCUGACUGUCGCCCGCAACCGACAUGAUGCAGCGUACACUGAGGAAACGAUUGCGCCUGUUUAUUUUCUGUACUACGAAUAUAUCUGCGGAUUCUUG
Messenger RNA from Paramacrobiotus metropolitanus, 1029 nucleotides. RefSeq lists its product as uncharacterized. The record is from RefSeq and is a predicted model, not a curated record. The coding region runs from base 27 to 959 and encodes 310 amino acids. Gene Ontology annotation, cellular component: cytoplasm. Gene Ontology annotation, biological process: protein phosphorylation. NCBI's taxonomy places the organism in Eukaryota, Metazoa, Tardigrada, Eutardigrada, Parachela, Macrobiotidae. The transcript is spliced from 2 exons. Gene Ontology annotation, molecular function: protein serine/threonine kinase activity; ATP binding.